This is a messenger RNA of Pelobates fuscus (common spadefoot toad), 3810 nucleotides long. RefSeq lists its product as uncharacterized. The coding region runs from base 814 to 3234 and encodes 806 amino acids. The record is from RefSeq and is a predicted model, not a curated record. The transcript is spliced from 12 exons. Lineage: Eukaryota; Metazoa; Chordata; Amphibia; Anura; Pelobatidae.
GAUCAAAUUAUUCUUAAAAAUAAUAAUUAGUGAAGCUAACUCCUUUUUAUGUAUAUACUCACACCCCCGAACUCUGCUGUAAAUGGUUACUGCGGUUUCCAUGGUUUCCUUAGUACACUGUGCUUCCAUGGAGCCACUCUGAUACCAAGAUAGAACUCUAAGCAUCAAGAUAGAACUCUAAGCAUCGAGAUAGAACUCUGAUACCAAGACAGAACUCUGGGCAUCAAGAUAGAACUCUGAUAACAAGAUAGAACUUUGGGCAUCAAGAUAGAACUCUGAUACCAAGACAGAACUCUGGGCAUCAAGAUAGAACUCUGAUAACAAGAUAGAACUUUGGGCAUCAAGAUAGAACUCUGAUACCAAGACAGAACUCUGGGCAUCAAGAUAGAACUCUGAUAACAAGACAGAACUCUGGGCAUCAAGAUAGAACUCUGAUAACAAGACAGAACUCUGGGCGUCAAGAUAGAACUCUGAUAACAAGAUAGAACUCUGAUACCACAAUAGAACUCUGGGCAUCGAGAUAGAACACUAAGCAUCAAGGUAGAACUCUGGGCAUCAAGAUAGAAAUCUGAUACCAAAAUGGAACUCUGAUACCUAGAUAGAACUCUGGGCGUCAAGAUAGAACUGUAAGCAUCAAGCCAGAACUCAGGACAUCAAGAUAGAACACUAAGAAUCAAGAUAGAAAUCUGAUACCAAGACAUAACUCUAAGCAUCAAGAUAGAACUCUGAGCAUCAAGACAGAACCCUUAGCAUCAAGAUAGAACUCUGAUACCAAGAUAGACAUCAAGAGAUCCUAGAAGUAGUUACAGCACAAUGCCUGCUGUUCACAAUCUGGGCUGCUCACUGUCCUUGUUUCCUGAAUACCAUGGAAGAAAUGUGACAUUUGUGAUGGGCUCUUUGGAGGGUGACCCUGUUAAAUUAAACCUCCUGAAGAAUUAUGUCUCUAAGGCUUUGCACAACAUAGUGAACAACGUGACGGCUUCUCUGUUUAAUAUCAUUUAUUUCUCGUGGGAGAUUACAAAAUGGUGUGAUUGUGCGGUGAGAUGUAACCCAGAUACUAUUGCCCAAGCAACAUCAUGGGUCCAAAGUCUGGUAUGCGAUUCUGGUGCCAGUGCUACUGAUGCCCUGACUGCAGCUUUCGAGGAUAGUGAGUGCCAGUCUGUAUAUCUAGUGAUUGAUGCUCUCCCUGGAACUGUGCUGCAGGGGAUCUACAGCUUGAUUGGCAGUUACAAGGAUUCCUGCUCAGUGACUGUGAUUUACCUUUUGGGAGAACCAUCUGAUAGCCAAACUGAGGGUUCCUUUAAAAUGAUUAAUCUUAAACCCUCAGGAUCUUCAACUACGGUUACUAAUGAUGGUCGUUAUCACAGCGACCACGGUUGCAUGACCCAAAACCAUUGUAGAAAAUCACCCACAUUGUACCAUGAACUUAGAGAGUUGCCAUUGCCCUGUUACUCGGCUUUUAAAAAGCAUUCAGCAGAAUUUACAGCAACCAGCGAUUCUGUGCACCUUCCACUUGAGGCUCUCUGUCUUUUCCGUGGAGCACGAGUUCUGGCACGGAGAGAGACUGAUGGGUUUUAUUAUCUUGGCCACAUCGUACAAGAAGUAGAGGGGUCCAAGGAUCGAUUUCUUGUCGAAUUUGAGAAAUGUCGCUCUUUAAAGGGCAAAGCUCAAUUCCGGAUGCAGGAGACCCAAGUCGGUUAUUUAAUUCACUAUGAAGAUGCCCGAUGGAGACCUUUAUCACCCGGAGACCAUGUUCUAGCUCCCCUGGAAUCCAACAUAGAGCAGUAUGCACCUGGAACCGUACUACAGGGCUCAGAGAGCAGGGAGCGCAGUUUAGCCUUUGAAAGUAAUGGCGUUCUAGUAACAUUCUGGAAUGGAAAGACGAAGAGAAUCCCUCCUGGAAUGGCUGUUUGGAUCUCUCAGCGUUUGUGCGACCACAUCAUCUUGGAGCUGCAUAUUCCAUUGGACACUCGUAGGAAGCUUGCACAAUCUUAUUCUGGAUAUCCUUUCCCCACACCUCUCGGGUAUAGACCUUCCAGUUGGCCAAUAGAAGAGGCACUGAAACCAUCCAAUAGUUUGGGCUCUCAUUCCUGCCUAUACUGUGGUCCUGAACAAGGUGUGUGCCUGAAAUGCCACAUGCCAGAAGAACCCUGGGCUGCUUUUCAAAGGUCAUUUACCCAGGUCUACAGCUCAGCAUUGAUAAAAAAGAAGGCAGGCAAGGGAAUGGGGAAGCAGAAGGUCCUACAGCAAGAUGUCAGUUACCAGGAGAAAACAAAAAAGAAAAGUACAAAGGUGUCUCAGAAGGAAUCCCCUUUCUGUAACAGAGGUUUAAAAAACAAAAUGCACCCUGGAGAACACUGCAGCCCAGGAAAUACAGAGCCUAAAAUAAGACAAUGCAGCCCUAUUAAGUCAGAGUUCAAAUUAACAGAAGGUGGCCUAGCUAAUAUUUCGUACAGAGAUUCGUCACCAAACAGUACAGGCCAUAUGACGCACCUACAGAAGACCCUACACAGUAUCGAGAAGGCAAUGAAAGAAGACCGUUUGGCUUUGGAAGCAGCAGUUCGUGAAAGGAGACCUAGAACCACCCCAUUGAUAUUAAAACAUGAGCUGAAAGCACAAAAAUCUCAAGAGCUCAAAGACCAAAAAGAAGCUGCAAAAAUGAAUCUCUUGAGAAUACAGGCUGAGCAGAGAGUGAGGAGUAGGGAGGAGAAGAUGCAAAAUAUGGAGUACAGAGAAUACAUGCUCCAGGACAGCAGAAGGCUACAGUCAGAACAACGACUCCAGCUUGAGGUUGAGAGGAAACAGGACCAAGAAGGGUUAGCAGCUCAGAUAGCAGAGACUCGCAGAGCAGCCGCUGAGGAGCGAUACAAGAAGCAGAAAGAGGCUGCAAAAGCAGAAUUGAUAAAAGAGCAGCAAAAAAUCAAGUUCUGGACUGACCAUCGGAAGCAGAAAGAAUUGCAAGAACUGAAACAGAUUCAAGAAAACCACCAGAAAGAGGAACAUAGAAAGGAGCUGCUACAGGACCGAAUGAUCAAUAAAGCAAGAAAAAAGGAUUCAGAUAUUCAACAGCAACACCAAAAUCAGCAGCUGAAGGAGAGUGCAGGGCGCAGAGUUUCAAAACAGCUGGAGCAAUUUUACCGUGAGGUGGAACAGGAGUCACAAAAGGACAAGGAGCUGCAGCACUACCUGAAGGAACGCAACCUACAAACUCUCCGAUCAGCAAAGGCCCUAUAGAAAUCCUGUCAUAUAUAUUAGUGAUGUACAUACCGCUCAUAUUACCUGUUAAGGGAAACUUUUGUGUAGACACUGGAGAGUUGUUGGUUAAUAAGCAGAGCAGUGACUUUAAAGCAGCCAUUGUAAAAGUAUUAAUCAACAAUCACUCUUAGCUAGCUACUGAAUAGCUUGACUCAUGGAAGAGCGACUGCAGUUCAUAAUAAUCAUAUAAAAACAAUAGUGUGUGUAUAUGUAUGUAUGUAUGUGUGUGUGUGUGAUGUAUUUAAAAGUAGGACUUUCUCACACUUCUCUGUCAAAUCUUCAGCAUAGACUCUAUGCUGACAGUCUGACUGACAAGAGCACAGAAAAGACCUCCCACCACAGGCAGUCCUUCUGCUCCCUCAAACAUAGCAUAAUCAGUGCAAUUGCUAUGGAAGAUCCCCAGCCAACGCUGCUAGCACUAGCUGGGGAGUAUAGGAAUGGAGUGACUAAUGUGUGUGCAUUUUAUAUGACAGGUUCACUUUAAAAGAUGCAUGGAAACCAGUUCUGUGUAAUACACACACAUCAAUAAAGCACAGUAUCAUCAAGUAAACAUGG